UACAGUAUGAAUAGAACAUGAGUUGUGUGCCUCAGCUCCCCAGAUACGGGUACUAUGAGCAGCCCUCACUGCAGUGCCAGUAAGGAUAGCGAUACAGCAACCCUGCUGCCCUGUAAGCUGUGCCUUCAAGACGUCCCCCUGGACCAGAUGACUACCAUCUCAGAGUGCCAGUACAUCCUCUGCAUCCUGGUGUGUGUGUGUGUGUGUGUGUGUGUGUGUGUGUGUGUGUGUGUGUGUGUGUGUGUCCAGUGCUCUGGUAUCCUCUCCAGGUUGCAUUCCAGCCUUGCACCCAGUCUUGUCAUUCAGCAGGAUUUUGAAACUGGAUUCUAUCUUCUGUCUCCCUCACGCUCUAGUAUCAGCAGCAGAACUAAGCAGGAUGAGGCCCCUAUCAAGCGCUGUCCGAGGUGGAAGAUAUGUAUUGCGAGAGACGAGGGCUGCGCCCAGAUGCUGUGCAAGAGCUGUAAACAUGCCUUCUGCUGGUACUGCCUGGAGUCUCUGGAUGAUGACUUUUUAUUGAUUCACUAUGACAAAGGACCGUGUCAGAAUAAACUGGGUCAUUCCCGAGCUUCUGUUAUCUGGCAUCGCACACAGGUAUUAGGGAUCUUUGCUGGUUUUGGCCUGCUCCUGCUAGUGACCUCCCCAUUCCUGCUCCUGGCUACACCUCUUGUCCUCUGCGACAAAUGCAGAUGUGGUCAUGAAGACGACGACCCCUUACCCUCCUAGUCCUGCUCUUCUUCCACGUCUGCUCUCCCUGCACAUGCUCUCAUCAGGAACAUGAGGACAUGCUCUUAAAAAGGAUUCCGGAGACAUUUGCUGUCAGCAGGCAGAAUGGGAAUGUGAGGGUGAAUCCCUUCCAAAAGGCCGCGAAUUCUACGAGAGCUAGAGCUCCGGUUGACCUGCAUCUCGUUUUAUCGCUUGAGGUUAUUAAACUUAUAUUAAAAAAAGCUGUAAGAACAGCACGUACGGUAGCAAGCCAAGUGACCUGAAAAUGUGUUUUCAUUUGGUCCUUAUGUCCUCUUUUCACACGAGUAGCACGACGUUCAUUUUCCUAUACUUGUACAGUUUUUCACGGUGCAUUAUAGUCUCAGUUUGGAGACCAAGAUGUAGCUAAGAGCUGUUGGAUUCUGUUCCAUAUCCAGCAUUUUCUUACUCCGAUGCCAGUAGCCUGUAGGCACGG
Molecule: messenger RNA, 1177 nt
Organism: Ictalurus furcatus (blue catfish)
Lineage: Eukaryota; Metazoa; Chordata; Actinopteri; Siluriformes; Ictaluridae
Gene: rnf144ab
Product: ring finger protein 144ab
Source: RefSeq, a predicted model, not a curated record